AUGCCCAGCUCAGUGCUGUGGGCGGUCGACCUGUUUGGGAGGGUGUUCACGCUGUCCACGGCCGGGCAGCACUGGGAGCCGUGCAGGGACGCCCAGCUGGAGUUCAAGCGGGUCAGCGCGGCCAGGGACUGCUGCUGGGGCAUCGCCUGUGACCACCAGGUGUAUGUGCUUGUGGGUGCCAGCGACGUCCCCAUCCGCUGCCAGGAGGAGGCCUAUGAGAAUCAGCGCUGGAACCCCGUGGGCGGCUUCUGUGAGGUGCUCCUGCCGAGCGACCGCUGGCCGUGCAGUGAUGUGAGUGGGCUCCAGCACCGGCCGCUGGAUGGGGUGGCGCUGCCCUCGCCGCAUUGGGAGUGGGAGUCGGACUGGUACGUGGAUGAGAAUUUUGGAGGGGAACCCACCGAGAAAGGGGGGUGGACGUAUGCCAUCGACUUCCCUGCCACCUACACGAGGGACAAGAAGUGGAAUUCCUGCGUGCGGCGCCGGCGGUGGAUCCGGUACAGGAGAUACAAGUCUCAGGACACCUGGGCCAAGAUCCCUUCGGAGGAUGACCCCCAGCAGCUGCCCGACCCCUUCAGUGACCUCUCUGUGGGCGGGUGGGAGGUCACAGAUGAGCCCGUGGGCCGCCUGUCCGUGUGGGCUGUGACCCUGCAGGGAAAGGUGUGGUACAGAGAGAACGUCAGCCACCACAACCCCGAAGGCUCGUCGUGGUCCCUGGUAGACACCCCCGGGGAGGCGGUUCAGAUCAGCUGUGGGCCCCACGACCUGCUGUGGGUGACGCUCUGGGAGGGCCAGGCCUUGGUUCGGGAAGGAAUCAACAGGAACAACCCCAAAGGAAGUUCCUGGUCCACAGUGGAGCCUCCCACAUCUGAAAACGGGAUCCUGCAUGUCUCCACGGGAGUCUGCGUGGUCUGGGCCGUCACUAAGGACCGGAAGGUUUGGUUCCGAAGAGGCGUCAACUCUCACAACCCCUGUGGCACCAGCUGGAUCGAGAUGUUUGGAGAAAUGAUGAUGGUGAACGUGGGCCUCAAUGACCAGGUCUGGGGCAUCGGCUGCGUGGACCGGGCCCUGUACUUCCGUCAGGGCGUCACCCAGAGCGAGCUCAGCGGGAAGACGUGGAAGGCCAUUGUCGCCGGCCGGGAGGGCGACCGCUCGCUCUCGGGCAGCUCCAUCAGCCUCCUCAGCGCCGGCUGCUUCUUUGGAAACGAAGUGAGGGGCGGUGCCGAGUCCUGUGGUCCUGGGGACACGGAUGCCUCCUGGGAGGUCCCCGGCCCUGCCUCCAGCCCGGCCAGGCUGCGUGGGAAGGAGUCCAAGAAAGGGCCCAGCCACACAACUGCCAACUUUCCGGAGGCCACCGACCUCUCCUCGCUGACGCUCCUCCCGCUGGGCCUGGAGGAGCCCGAGAGCGCCGACUGCCACGCGCUGUGGGCCUGGGUGUCCGGCGGAGGCUGUGCCGUGGAGGCCCACACCACGCUCAAGUGGUUCACCACCCAGUCGGGCCUGUCCCCCUCGACGCAGACGCUCUUGCUGUCCAUCACUCCUGCCCAGACCGCUGCCUGGCGGAAGCAGAUCUUCCAGCAGCUCACGGAAAGGACCAAGCGGGAGCUGGAGAAGUUCCAGCACUACGAGCAGGCGGUGGAGCAGUCUGUGUGGGUGAAGACCGGGGCCCUGCAGUGGUGGUGUGACUGGAAACCCCACAAGUGGGUGGAUGUCCACGUGGCCCUGGAGCAGCUCACGGGCAACGACGCGGCUCAGGACAGCAUCCUCUUCAUCUACUACGUGGUCCACGAGGAGAAGAAGUACAUCCACGUGUUCCUCAACGAGGUGACGGCGCUGGUCCCCGUGUUCAACGAGGCCAAGCACUCCUUCGCCCUGUACACCCCCGAGAGGACGCGGCAGCGGUGGCCCGUGCGCCUGGCCGCCACCACCGAGCAGGACAUGAGCGACUGGCUCACCCUGCUCAACCUGUCCUGCUGUGAGAGCCGGAGACUGCACGGCCGCCCCUCCCCGCAGGCCAUCUGGUCUGUCACCUGCAAGGGAGACAUCUUCGUGAGCGAGCCUGGCCCGGACCUCGAGGCCCCCGAGCGCCGGCUGCCCUGCGACCAGAUGUUCUGGCGGCAGAUAGGCGGCCACCUGCGGGUGGUGGAAGCCAACAGCCGGGGCGUGGUGUGGGGCAUCGGCUACGACCACACGGCCUGGGUCUACACAGGCGGCUACGGCGGAGGCUGCUUCCAAGGCCUGGCCAACAGCACCAGCAACGUCUUCACACAGUGGGACGUGAAGUGCGUCCACAUCUACGAGAACCAGCGCUGGAACCCCGUCACAGGCUACACCAGCAGGGGUCUGCCCACCGAUCGGUACAUGUGGAGUGACGCCACGGGCCUGCAGGAGUGCACCAAGGCCAGCACGAAGCCCCCGUCCCUGCAGUGGACCUGGGUUUCUGACUGGUUCGUGGAUUUCAGCAUCCCCGGCGGCACGGACCCAGAGGGGUGGCAGUACGCCAGUGACUUCCCCGCCUCGUACCACAAGUACAAAACCAUGAAGGAUUUCGUCAGGAGAAGGUGCUGGGCCAGAAAGUGCAAGCUGGUGACCAGCGGGCCCUGGCUCGAGGUGACCUCAGUGGCCCUCAGGGACGUGUCCAUCAUCCCCGAGAGUCCCGGCGCCCAGGGGAGCGGGCCGAACAUUGCACUCUGGGCCGUCAGUGACAAGGGGGACGUGCUGUGCCGUCUGGGUGUGUCCGAGCUCAACCCCGAGGGCUUCUGCUGGAUGCACGUGGGCACCGACCAGCCCUUUACCUCCGUCUCCAUCGGCGCCUGCUACCAGGUGUGGGCCGUAGCGAGGGACGGCUCCGCCUUCUACCGCAGCUCCGUGUCCCCCUCCAGGCCCAACGGCGACUGCUGGUACCACAUCCCGCCUCCUCCCAAACAGAGGUUGAAGCAGGUGUCCGUGGGGCACACCUCAGUGUUCGCCUUGGAUGAAAAUGGGAACCUGUGGUACCGCCAGGGGGUCACGCCCAGCCACCCGCAGGGCGACAGCUGGGAGCACGUGUCCAACAACGUGCGCCACGUGUCUGUGGGGCCCCUGGACCAGGUCUGGGUCAUCGCUGACAAAGUCCAGGGGAGCCACAGCCUGAGCCGGGGAACUGUGUGUCGCCGCACGGGCGUGCAGUCCCUGGAGCCCAAGGGGCAGGGCUGGGACUAUGGCAUCGGGGGGGGCUGGGAUCACCUCUCCAUCCGGGCCAGUGCCACCAGGGCCCCCGGGAGUUCAUCUCCGAAGCCGGCCGGCAAGCAGAAUGGGCAGCCCCCGAGCGUGGCCGUUGCCCCAUGGGAGACCCCCAGCCCCGUCUGCUGCUGA
Molecule: messenger RNA, 3351 nt
Organism: Rangifer tarandus platyrhynchus (Svalbard reindeer)
Lineage: Eukaryota; Metazoa; Chordata; Mammalia; Artiodactyla; Cervidae
Source: the annotation of a GenBank genome assembly